This is a messenger RNA of Hordeum vulgare subsp. vulgare (domesticated barley), 1990 nucleotides long. RefSeq names its product probable L-ascorbate peroxidase 8, chloroplastic. Gene Ontology annotation, biological process: hydrogen peroxide catabolic process; cellular response to oxidative stress; response to reactive oxygen species. The record is from RefSeq and is a predicted model, not a curated record. Bases 16 to 1719 code for a protein of 567 amino acids. Gene Ontology annotation, molecular function: heme binding; peroxidase activity. The transcript has 11 exons. NCBI's taxonomy places the organism in Eukaryota, Viridiplantae, Streptophyta, Magnoliopsida, Poales, Poaceae.
CUCAUCUUGCGACGAAUGAAUAGAAUAUGCCGUUUGUUUGUUGCUGGGUGCAUUCUCGUGCUCGUGCGAUCAGCUGCUUCUGUUUGGGUUGCGUUUGCAUGGUUCUCCCGCGUGUUCUUGUGCCACGCGUCGCGCCGCCAUUGGGGACCCUGGAUUAGGCAACUUCCCUCUCUCUCUCUCCCACCACGAGCCUCUCGCUGGCCACCUCAGCUCAGGCCUCACUCCGCCUCCAUUGUUCCACCGAUUCCCUCCCCGGUUCUCGUUUCCAGACACUCCAAACCCCGCCAUGGCGGAGCGGCUCGCGUCCUCGGCCACCCUCCUCCCCAGCGCGGCCUCGCCGUCCUCCUCGACCCGCCGCGCCGCCGUCGCCUCCGCCGGGCUCCGCCUCCGCCCGUCGCCGUCGCGCUUCUCACAGGUCGGUUCUCCUCAUGCACAUCAGGUUCGAUUGCACCUACCGUUGCCGAGCUGCUUCCUUACCAGUUUCUAAUAUUCAACUGCGCAAGGAAGGCUGCGAGGAGAGCCCGCGGUGGCGCCGCCGCCGCUGGGGUGGUGCCGCGGCUGCGGGUGGUCCGAUGCAUGGCGGCGUCGGAUGCCGCGCAGCUCAAGAGCGCGCGGGAGGACAUCAAGGAGAUCCUCAAAACCACCUACUGCCACCCCAUCAUGGUCCGUUUGGGAUGGCAUGAUUCAGGUACAUAUGACAAAAAUAUCGAGGAGUGGCCACAGAGAGGUGGAGCCGACGGAAGCUUAAGAUUUGAUCCUGAGUUGAGUCAUGGAGCCAAUGCUGGUCUUACUAAUGCUUUAAAGCUCAUUCAACCAAUCAAGGACAAAUACCCAGGUAUCACCUAUGCCGAUCUGUUCCAGUUGGCGAGUGCGACAGCAAUUGAGGAAGCCGGUGGCCCAAAACUUCCGAUGAAAUACGGGAGGGUAGAUAUCACAGCACCCGAGCAGUGUCCACCUGAGGGGAGGCUUCCUGACGCUGGUCCACGCAUACCUGCUGAACACCUUAGGGAUGUAUUCUAUAGGAUGGGCCUUGAUGACAAGGAAAUUGUCGCAUUGUCCGGCGCACAUACACUUGGAAGGUCACGCCCUGACAGGAGUGGCUGGGGAAAGCCAGAAACAAAAUACACAAAGGACGGGCCUGGUGAACCUGGAGGGCAAUCAUGGACAGCUGAAUGGUUGAAGUUUGAUAACAGCUACUUCAAGGACAUAAAAGAGCAAAGGGAUCAGGAGCUUCUAGUAUUGCCUACAGAUGCUGCACUAUUUGAUGACCCAUCAUUCAAGGUAUAUGCCGAGAAGUACGCAGAGGACCAGGAUGCAUUCUUCAAAGACUACGCCGAAGCCCAUGCUAAACUGAGCAACCUUGGUGCAAAGUUUGAUCCUCCUGAGGGAUUCUCGUUGGACGAUGACAAGGGUGCCGCGGCAACCGACGAGAAGGCGGUUGCUGAUCCAGAGCCAACGGUUGUUGCUCCAGAGCCAAUGGUUGCUGCACCAGCCCCAGCGGAUGCUACUAAUGGCGCAGGACCGCAACCAGAGCCCUUCGUUGCCGCCAAAUACUCUUACAAGAAGAGAGAGUUGUCCGACACGAUGAAGCAGAAGAUCAGAGCCGAGUACGAGGGCCUUGGAGGCAGCCCGGAUAAGCCUAUGCAGUCCAACUACUUCCUCAACAUUAUGAUCGUGAUCGCAGGAUUGGCAUUCUUGACGUCUCUGGUCGGCAACUAAGAUCGGUGGUCUGAUGAGUCUCUUCUUUUUCAUCUGGUGUAAUUAACCAUUUUCCAGGGACUGGUGUGUCGACAUGCAAGAUGACCAAGGCAAUGCUUUUGGUCAUCUUACCUUGUCUUGAGUUUUCAUCAUUUGAAGUAAAGUGAGGCAAACCUAGUAAAUUGCUGGAAACCAUGGGAUGUUUCCUACCUUUUUGUUGUCUUGCUCAUCUUACAUCAUCUCGAUUUUUUUGUUGCACUUGUGUUUUAAAAAUAUUAUCAUGUUUUUUGGA